AUGUAUGCUAUUCUCUUAUUUGGGACAACAGAAUGUUUCUUUCUGGUAGUCAUGGCUUAUGACCGUUUCAUUGCCAUCUCGAGGCCACUGCACUAUACUUUGAUCAUGAGCAGCACAGUUUGCAUUGUGUUAGCUGCUGUUUCAUGGUUUCUAGCCUUUCUGUUUACUGUAAUUCCUUGCCUUGUAAAGCCAGCCAGAUUUUGUGGAAACAAUGAAAUUGACCACAUUGGAUGUGAACAAUCUAUCAUGAAACUGAUUUGUACUGAUACCUCUUCAAGCCAGAUACAGAUUUCUUCCUUUUGCAUAUUUAUUCUCCUUCUUCCCCUUGCCUUUAUCCUUUUUUCUUACAUGCGCAUUCUUCAGUCCAUCCUAAGAAUGCCUGCAGAAGAGGGCAGAAUGAAGGCUUUUUCUACAUGUGGGUCCCACCUGUCUGUAGUGACUGUGUAUUAUGGUGUUGCCAUUUUUACAUAUCUUCUUCCUCCAAAUGAGAACAUGUGUGAGGCUGAAAAGAUACUUUCUAUCUUUAAUUCUGUAUUAAUCCCUGUAUUCAAUCCUUUAGUUUACACCCUCCGAAGUCAAGAGGUUCUGUGGGCACUAGGAAGAAUGCUAAUGAAGAACAAGUCAGACAUGCAAUAUUGA
Molecule: messenger RNA, 639 nt
Organism: Pantherophis guttatus
Lineage: Eukaryota; Metazoa; Chordata; Lepidosauria; Squamata; Colubridae
Source: RefSeq, a predicted model, not a curated record